Messenger RNA from Prorocentrum cordatum, 2614 nucleotides. The record is from the annotation of a GenBank genome assembly. NCBI's taxonomy places the organism in Eukaryota, Dinophyceae, Prorocentrales, Prorocentraceae.
AUCGAAGUGAUUUUCGCCGCUCGUGAGACCCUGUGCCGUGCAAGCGCUACUCCAGGCGUCCGUGUGCCCCGCGGCGCCGCCCAGGACGCGCGGAAGAGCCUCGUGGCGGACGGUCGAGCGCCCGAGCAGGACCUCGAGGUGUUCAUAGCCGCCAGCGGCAUCGACGACCGCGCGGCCGACACCCUCCGGGGCUGCCCCCCGCACGUGCAGCAGGCGGUGAUGGCGCGGGGCGACCUCACCACCGCCAAGAACCCAUCCGCCGCGAUGCUGGCGCGCAUCAGGGACGCGGAAAAAGGCGGCGGCGACGGUGGAUGCGGCGCGGGUGCUGGCGCGUACGGCGCGGCCUAUGGUGCCGGAGCCGGCGCAUACGGUGCGGGCGCGAAGGGCGGCCAGAGUGCGUACGGCGCUGCUGACGGCCCAGGCGACGCGUAUGCCGCCGCCUUGGCGAAGGGCGGUUACGGCGGAAAGAACGGCGGCUACGGCGGGAAGGGCGCCGCCUACGGCGCCGCCUACGGCGGGAAGGAUUCUGGCUAUGGCGGGAUGCCUUCCGCCUACGGCGGGAAGGACUUGGGCUACGGCGGGAAGGCAGCUGCCUACGGUGGGAAGGACUUCGGCUAUGGCGGGAAGGACUCUGGCUACGGCGGGAAGGACACCAGCUACGGCGGGAAGGACUUUGGCUAUGGCGGGAAGGAUACCAGCUACGGCGGCUACGGCGGAAAGGAUGCUGGCUACGGCGGGAAGGGCGGGGGCUACGGCGGCAAGGCCGGCGGCUACGGGGCGGCCCCCCCAGCGUACGGGGGCGCGUACGGCGCGGCGGUCAGCACGGCCGCCAAGGGCGGCUACGGCGCGAAGCAGAGGCCGAGCUACGGCUCGCCGGCCGCCGCGGCCGCGCCGUCCGCGAGGGCGCCCGCAGCGGGCUCGGCGGGCGCCUGCCACUGGAUCACCGUGGACGCGUCGUCCUCGUUGGUGGCCGCGGGUUUCCCGCAGGAGGCGCCGGCGAUAGAGUUCGACAAGAACGUGAGCGCGUUCGGCUCCUCCACAUGGAUCCUAGGACGGCCGCCGAGACCGCCCGCCGCCGCGGCGGCCGCGCAGCCGCGGCGAUGCGCCCCGCCCGCGCGCGCGGCCGCCGCCGCGGCCGCCGCGGGCGGCCCCGAGCCGCCGCCGUUCGCGAGGAAGCCGCCGCCGCGCCCCGCGGCGUCGCCCGUCCGCGAGGAGGCGGCGGCGAGGCACGUGGAGUGGAGGCUGCCGACGCCCCCGCCGCCGCCGCCGCCCGGGCCGGAGCUGGAGCUCCCUGCGGCGCGGCUGCCCCGGCGGGCCCUGAGCCAGUCUGGGGUAGACCUCGUGGACCGCAUCGAGCAGUGCUCUGGCGGGAGGCGCCCCGAGCGCGCCUCGUCCGAGAGGCCCCGGCAGCUGUCGCCCCUGCGCCGGGACACGGCCAGCAGCUUCGCCUCGCGCGGCUCCUGGGCGCCCGACGCCGGGCCGCCGUUGGUGCGCGGCUGUCUGCCCGCCUUCCAGCGCCCGCAGGCGUACACGGCCGCACUGCGGGCGGCGCCCGUGCUGCAGCGGCCGCCGCCGCUACGAGAGCGGCAGCCGGCAGCGCGGGCCCAGCUGAACCCGCUCGACGCCGCGGUGCGCCGCCAGUUCUUGGGUGAGGGGCUGAGCCUCAACCAGGCCGUCGCGUCACGCCGCGACGCCGGCUGGGCUGUGAAGCAGCGCCACCUGCAGAAGAGCGACGUCGGCCACUGCUGCCACUCCUGCCGGCAGCCGCUGCGGGACCUCAACGAGGAGGUCACCGUGUGGACGGGCGCCGCCAUCUACCGCCGCUUCCACCCCGCGUGCGCGGCCAGCUUCAUCCUGAAGACCGGGGGCUGCGAGGAGGCCCCCGCCGCCUCCGGGAGCUCCGACGACCCGCGCGCGGACGUCGUCGAAGGGUACGCUGACGGCUGGCGGGCGCCCCGCGAGAGGAAUAUCCAGGCCGCCAGGCAGUGGCUGCUGUCGCAGGACCCUGGCGCAUACCCGGCUCUCCGCGGCGACCUGUUCACCACCGUCACCGUCACGGACGAGCACGGGGUGAAGAAGGCCGUGCCGGGCCUCAGCGCGGACCAGGUGCGACUGUUGCGGACGAGGCACGCCUGGACCGAGCCCGAGCAGCAGCCAGGCGACGAGGCGGACGGCCCGCUGGAGUGCGCCGUGUGCUUCGGGCCGCCAGAGCCCGGCGGCCCGCCGUGCAUCCAGCUGCCCUGCGCGCCCCAGCCACGUCUUCCACGUGGAUUGCGUGAUGCCCUGGCUGCGGAAGGCGUCGCUGUGCCCGACGUGCAGAACGGACAUCAGGCCCUUGCUGACUUCGACCAGGGCCGCGGCGAGCUAGCCGGCAGAGAACCGCCCCAUUAUUCUGUUCUGUCCUCUACCUGUCCUCUCUCCCUCUUCCCAUCCUCCCCCACCUCUCGCCAGGGGAGGUGGCGUCCCUGUCCCUGCUCUUCUUCCCGGCUCCUCGCGCGCAACUGCCGUGUGCUGAUGUGACUGGCGGGCUCCUUCAGCCCGCAUGUUGGAUACGGCCGGCCGCAUGUCACUUGCCCGAGCCGUCUUCGAAAGAGGCUCGCCCCUGCUUCGGGCC